Messenger RNA from Erythranthe guttata (spotted monkey flower), 1070 nucleotides. RefSeq lists its product as uncharacterized. Lineage: Eukaryota; Viridiplantae; Streptophyta; Magnoliopsida; Lamiales; Phrymaceae. The record is from RefSeq and is a predicted model, not a curated record.
ACCCUUUUUAUUUCAAUGAUUUCGUCAGCGUGAAGCAAUUGCCAAGUAAAGAAUGCCGAAGGAUAGGAGUUGGGUUCUGCUAGACGACCAUCGACUCGACGCAUUUCAAAAUGGCUGUGUCGAAUUUCUAGAUUUCGCUUUAAAAAAGGCGGCCAUUGAUGACAAAAUAAGGUGUCCGUGCAGAGACUGCAAGUGUCGCAAAGUCGGCGACCGUGAAUUUGUGCACAAGCAUUUGCUUUGGAGGGGUUGGGACAAAUCUUACGGUCAAGGUCAAUGGAUCAUGCAUUUGGAGUCGGACGAAGAAUACCAACGUUGUGGCGAUCCGGUUUGUGAGGAAAUGAAAGAAAACGAAAGUAAUAAUCCACGAAUGGCGAUUUCGGCAGACCACGAUCUUAGUAGUAUCAACGAAUGGACCAAUAAACACCUUAAAAGAAUUGUCAAGAACGCUACUUUGUCGACUAAGUGCACCGAGUCAUUGGAGGAAUCCGUGGCGUCUACCGCUAAUGGUGGUGCGAUUAAAAAGCAACUAGGCGUAGAAAAUCCCAAACCGUGUGAAAUUUUAGAGGCUCGGGAAAGAGAGUACGAGAACUAUUUAAAUGGCGGAGGUUGUGAAAGUCCAGCCAACGCAAUAAUAGUAUGUCAAAAGGUGUUGGGAAAGAGCAAAAAACGUAAAUUUAAACGAUCAAACACAAAGAAACUUGCAAUAAUAUCAAGAAAAAAUUCCGAUCAAGACGAUCGAAUCCGAUCUUUAAAGGAACAAAUGCAGCGUUUGGAUGAGAAGAUAGCCAGGUUGGAGAGCACUAUAACCGAAUUACGGAGCACCGUAAAGUACCUAACCGAGAAUCUCGAGAAACAAGGUUUUGUUCUACCCAAUAUCCCUCUAGCAGGCAUGAACAAAGAAGAUGGAAAAUAAACUGCAGAUUUGAUUGCUCUUUUGUAAUGCAAUGGUAAUCUUUUUUUUUUUUUUUUUAAUGUAUUUUUUAACUCUGUCUUUGUAUCUGUUGAACCUAAUGGUUGAUUCGAAUGUGGUGCGAUGGAAUCUUUAUAUUUCGUUACAACUUUUGCGAUGA